ACCGCAGCGCGGCCAGGACCGGGACCGACAGCGGAAUCAGGAGCCGAUCGGUUGUCUGAGCCCUUUCUUCCGCUGCUGAGCGGCGCGAUGAUUUUCGGCAGAAGCCUCACCUGCCCUGGUUUCCUCUUCCUGUUCACUCAUGCUGCUACCUCCCUGCUAUCAGCCGAACAUGUUGGAACCAAGCAGAGUGCCCAUGUGUCAGGUGAUGAGAAUGGAGCCGUAGUGGUCCAGACUGCACCAGGGAAGGUCCUUACUCACAGAGGUGCUUCUGUCACCCUCCCCUGCCGAUAUCACAGCGAGGCCAAGAGUUGGGGCCUCCAGAAGCCCCGUAUCAAGUGGACUAAGGAAUCCAUCUCCCUGCAGAGCACCGAUGUGUUUGUGGCCUUGGGCAACGUGCAGAAGGCAUUUGGGGUGUACAAGGGUCGAGUGAGGCUGCAGGAGGAUGGAGAAGGAGAUGCCUCACUGGUCAUGCAGGAUGUCACACUUCAGGAUUAUGGCAGGUACCAGUGUGAAGUCAUCGACAAGCUCUACGACGACAAAGGAAUUGUCAGACUCAAUUUGGAAGGUGUGGUCUUCCUCUACCAUCCACGGUUGGGACAACAGAUGUUAAACUUUCAUGAUGCCAAGGCUGCCUGUGCUGGGCAGGAUGCCAUGCUGGCUUCCUACGAGCAGUUACACAGGGCAUGGGAGCAAGGCUUGGAGUGGUGUGAGGCAGGCUGGCUGGCUGAUGGAUCCGUCCAGUAUCCCAACUACAGUCCGCAACACAAGUGUGGCAGAUCUAAUCAUUCCGGCAUCAGGAACUACAGCUACCAACACAAGGAGGAUCAGAGAUACGAUGCCUUCUGCUUUACCUCAGACCUGAAAGGAAAAGUGUAUUUCUUGAGGACAUUUCGGAAACUGAACUACGUGGAGGCAGUGAAAGCAUGCAAGAAGAAGAAUGGCUCCAUCGCCAAGGUGGGCCAGUUGUACACGGCCUGGAAGCUGCAGCUACUGGACCUGUGUCGUCCAGGCUGGCUGGCUGAUGGGAGUGUCCGCUACCCCAUUGUCAACCCUCGCUCCAAGUGUGGGGGCAACAAGCCUGGGGUCCGCAGCUUGGGGUUCCCAGACAGGAGGCACCGGCUGUAUGGAGUCUAUUGCUUCAAGAGGAAGGAAUGAGGACAAAAGUAAGGCAACAUCUUCAAUGAAGGAUUAACAUUUUAAUGCAAAGCUUCACCUUCACACCCAGAUGUAACUUCUCCCUGCAUGGAUCAGCCAGGGCAGCUGAAUGCUCAGAGCCCAUUACAGCCAGGCACCAGGAGAACUUUGCUAACGGCUUCUCACGAGGUCACGCUUUCAAAGACUACCUGACCCUUCAGAAUUAAAUGUCAUUACCGCGGUUGGGUUGGGGAAGUAUUAUCGUGGAAAAGCUUGUGCUUCUUUACGCUGUCAUUAACCCAUGAAGCGUAGUCAGUGGUCUCACUGCGUACAUCAGGAUCUGACAAAGAGCAACAUGAUCAUAACUAGGUGAGUGACACUCUGGUCACAUUGGCUACAGAAUAAAAAUAGACCAGGGUGUGGGAAGUUCAGCAGCUCCAUGUACCUAACAGAGGAGUUGCCUGAAUCUGCCCUUGCCCCUGAAGCCUGCAGACUGGGGUAGAAAGGGCUUUGGUUAAGCAUUCCUGGGACAGAUGCAGUACCCUCUCUGGACAGCGACAGUUACAAACGUAAAGCCCUGGGGUGGUCAGUGUGAUCUGGGAAAGGACUUGUGCGGGUUCAUACUGAGGGUUAAGGAGGGCGUAACAAUGAGUGAAGUAGAGGAUCACACUGUGGUACAGGAGUCAGUAAUAGAUUAUCACAUUGCACUGGCCAAUGGCCUGAGUGUCCACUCCAUUUGUGAAUUGCUUUAUUGUUUUACCUGGAGGGCUACCAGUGGUUUUUGCUACCUAACAGAGCAUUUAUUGAAACAUCUGCACAGAUGUGUGUGAAUCUGGUUGGACUGAUCCCAAAGAAAAUUCAGAAAAAGGAAUUUUGUGGCAGCUGUGGAUUCAGGUGAAUAACCUGUAGAGGAAUGUUAUUCAUGGUGAUUAGCAUUCAGUGCAAUGGGCAGAGAGUUAACAACUUGCCCAAGCCUCACUCUGGGAACAAACAGCAGUUAGACAGCCAGUGCCCCAUUCCUCUGUCGCCAUGUUACAUUUACCUCAUAGGUAAAUGCAAUAUAGCAAACACAUUGUAGGAGGUAGUGGAGAAUGGGUUGAGGGAAUUGCAAAGAUGUGAGGUUCCAGGAGGGUGUAACAGGGUGCACGAAUGUCAGUAGAUCAGUGGGAGCCUGGCUGGAGGAUGUUAUAGGUGUCAAACCAAUGAAAAAAGCUGAUGAGGGAUAGCAGGAGUGUCCUAGGCUGCAGAAGUAAGUCUUAUUGUCCUUGUGAACACCAGUUCAAUGUAUUCAGGUUGAGCUGGACCCCUCAGCCUCACAUCUAGUUACUAUCUACUGAUCUUUGUGGGAUCUUGCAGUAAAUGGUUGUUGCUUUCCUCCUUGUGCCAACAGGACCAGAUAGGAAGCAUUUCAUUGCCUGUAGAAAGCACUCUCCCUGUUAUGACACCCUGCCCAGUAGUUACACUUCAGCUUCUUGGGAAUGCAAUGGGUUCCAAUCCCGAAACUGAUGGUGCCAAAGCAUUCAGAUAUGACUCAA
Messenger RNA from Mobula hypostoma (lesser devil ray), 2669 nucleotides. RefSeq names its product hyaluronan and proteoglycan link protein 4 (gene hapln4). The transcript is spliced from 5 exons. Gene Ontology annotation, biological process: positive regulation of neuroblast proliferation; central nervous system development; skeletal system development. Lineage: Eukaryota; Metazoa; Chordata; Chondrichthyes; Myliobatiformes; Myliobatidae. Gene Ontology annotation, molecular function: hyaluronic acid binding. The record is from RefSeq and is a predicted model, not a curated record. Gene Ontology annotation, cellular component: synapse; perineuronal net. Bases 88 to 1155 code for a protein of 355 amino acids.